AUGGCCCAGCCAAAACCCCCCUUCGUCUUCCCCCGCGAAUACUCCUUCCCCCCCUUCUUCACCCGCCAGACAAACCUCACGACCCACCACGCCCAGCUCGAGAAAUGGUCCGCCCUCAUCCUCGCCUACACGCAGCACCACCGCAUCUUCAAGCUGACGCCCCCCUCGGCCGCCUCGUCCUCGGCCGCAGCAGCGGACCCCAGCCUCCUGCCGGCCGCCGCGACGGCCAACACCACCCACCACAACACGGACGACCUCUUCCACAACAAGACGCUCAACCGCCGCCUCGGCCCCGCCGACGCGCGCGAGGUCCUCGACGCCAUGCGCCGCGACGGCCGCGCCGAGACGGUCGCCCGCGACGGCGACGCCGUCUGGGUGUACUGGCGCACGCCCGAGGAGUGGGCCGCCCUCGUCGAGGCGUGGGUCGACGACACGGCGCAGAAGGGCGUCGUCGUGACGCUGUAUGAGCUGACCGAGGGGGACACCUCCCUCGGCACGGAAUUCCACGGCAUGGACCCUGAUCUCCUGCUCAAGGCGCUGCAGGUCCUCGCCAAGCGGGGCAAGGCGCAGGUCUUCGGCCAGGACGACUCGCUCGGUGUCAAGUUCUUCUGA
Molecule: messenger RNA, 612 nt
Organism: Verticillium nonalfalfae
Lineage: Eukaryota; Fungi; Ascomycota; Sordariomycetes; Glomerellales; Plectosphaerellaceae
Exons: 2
Coding region: 1-612 (203 amino acids)
Biological process (GO): protein transport to vacuole involved in ubiquitin-dependent protein catabolic process via the multivesicular body sorting pathway
Cellular component (GO): ESCRT II complex
Molecular function (GO): protein homodimerization activity; structural molecule activity
Source: RefSeq, a predicted model, not a curated record